UAAAAAGUAAGAAACAAAUUGUCGUUACUUCUCCUCUCUGUCUCUAUUCUUUUUCGCGGCAUUGCCCCCUCUGGUUUAAUGGCGGGAAUAUUACGAAGUUCACUUCAGCUUCAGCCGCACAAUUUCUAGGGUUUGAUUAUUGUCGCCAUCGGAAAACGUUUCCCGCAUUUUCUGUUGGUUCCACCGGAAGAGAUGCCGACAUACAGGAUUAGGGGCAUCGAUGUUGAUUUUCCAUUCGAGGCCUACGAUUGCCAACUCGUUUACAUGGAAAAAGUCAUUCAAGCCCUCCAAGAGAAAUGUAAUGCACUGCUGGAGAGUCCCACAGGAACUGGGAAAACCCUGUGCCUUCUAUGUGCUACCUUGGCUUGGAGGAAGAGUUUGGGUGGUUUCUCAACUGGUGUAAAUUUGAAGAGCAGUCAGAAUGCCGGAGGCUCAGAAGAAUCACCAUCACAAUCUGGGAGCUCCAAUCUUCCCACCAUCAUUUAUACAUCACGUACUCACAGCCAGAUUCGUCAAGUAAUCAAAGAGUUGAAAAGAAGCUCGUACAGACAUAGGCUGUGGACUCAAUUUAUGGACAAUCUACUUGAAUUAAAUCAUGCUAAACUAGCUGAACAUCUGGAUUGGUGUAGGCCCAAAAUGGUAGUAUUAGGGUCUCGAGAGCAGUUAUGUAUUCAUGAGCAAGUUAGUUCACUCCAUGGGAAAGCGCAAUCAAAUGCGUGCCAAAUGCUUCGUAGAAAUCGUCAAAGGCGUGAAGAGCAUGAAAAACAAGAAAAUCAGGGAAGACCUCGCUGCGCCCACUAUUUGCAUGUUGCUGAUUACUUGAAGAGCAAUCCUCAUCUUGGAGAUGAACCAAUAGAUAUUGAGGAUUUGGUCAAUAUCGGAAAAUCAUUUGGGCCGUGCCCCUAUUAUAUGUCACGGGAGAUUCAUAAAGUUGUUGACAUAUUGUUUGCACCAUAUAACUAUCUCAUUGAUCGUGCAUAUAGAAAAUCUCUAACAAUAAAUUGGCAGAACAGUGUACUUAUAUUUGACGAAGCUCAUAACUUGGAAGGCCUAUGUGCUGAUGCAGCUUCUUUUGACUUGUCUUCUAAGCUUCUUACGGCUUGCAUUUCUGAAGCGAAAAAUUGUAUUGAUAUUUCUGUAAAAAGAAGGCAAGCUUCUGAUGAUAAGUCAAAUAACCCAGAUAAUUUUGCAAUUCUUAGAGCACUACUUUUAAAGCUUGAGAAGCGGAUUGCGGAAGUGCCUAUUGAAUCCAAGGAUUUGGGGUUCACUAAACCUGGACCUUACAUCUAUGAAUUACUAGCUGAUUUAAAUAUCACUCCUAAUACUUCAUCCAAGCUUGUUGGGAUAAUUGAUGAAGCAACUCAACUUUUGGAAGAAGAUAACCAGCUACAAGGGAAAAACAGUGCCUGUCGGCUGGAAAGUAUUGGCAGCAUGCUUAAUUUAAUUUUCAGACAGGACAAUUCUCAUGCAAAAUACUAUCUUGUUCACGUGCAGGAAGUUGAUGCUAGUGCAUCGGAUGGUUUAAGAGGUAAGGCAUCUAGGACACUUAGCUGGUGGUGCUUUAAUCCGGGAAUUGCUAUGGAGGAAUUCUCUAAAUUGUUUGUGGGUUCUAUUAUAUUAACAUCUGGUACAUUAUCUCCGAUGGAUUCAUUUGCUCAGGAACUGAAACUAGACUUUCCUGUGAGGUUGGAGAACCCUCAUGUUAUAAACUCUAAUCAGAUAUGGGCUGGAGUUGUACCAGUUGGUCCCUCAGGUUACUCUUUCAACUCCUCAUACAGGAGUCGUGACACUCUUGAAUACAAGCAAGAGCUCGGUAAUGCCAUGGUCAAUUUUGCUCGAAUUGUUCCUGAUGGGCUGCUUGUAUUCUUUCCAUCUUACUACCUUCUGGACCAAUGCAUUGGGUGCUGGAAGACUGCGAGUCUUGCUAAUUCAACAACAAUAUGGGAAAGAAUCUGCAAGCAUAAGAAACCUGUUGUAGAACCUAGACAAUCUUCUUUGUUUUCUGAGUCAAUUGAGGAUUACAUGGCCAAGCUGAAGGACACUUCAAGUUCUGGUGCAAUAUUUUUUGCUGUGUGCCGUGGCAAGGUAAGUGAAGGAUUAGAUUUUGCCGAUCAUGCUGGAAGAGCUGUCAUCGUUACUGGUAUGCCAUUUGCCACAUUGACAGAUCAUAAGGUUCGUCUGAAACGCUUGUUCUUGGAUGAACAAGCGCAACGCCUAAGAGAAGCAUGCAAGACAGAAGUUCUUACUGGGGAAGAAUGGUACAGUCAACAAGCAACACGAGCAGUAAAUCAGGCUGUUGGACGAGUAAUCCGGCAUCGCCAUGACUAUGGAGCAAUCAUCUUUUGUGAUGAGAGGUUUUCACAUUCAAAUCGUCAGUCUCAAAUUUCACUUUGGAUCCAACCUCAUCUCAAGUGCUACUCCAAAUUUGGGGAUAUAGUUUUUACAUUGACCCGUUUUUUUCGUGAUGGAAAAAAUUUGGGUCCCACAAAGCUGGAGUUACCAAAAACCGAGAAACUGGGAGACUUGAAUUCUAGCAUAAAAUCAGCAGCACUUAAGCACAUCAGUGAAGCCCCAUUGGAUAAUAUAUCAUCUCUCUUAGCCUCAUCAAUGUCAGCUGAUGCAGGAAAUGCAACUGAAAAGUUAGAAGACUUCACACGCUUGACAGCAGCAGUGGGUGAAGAUUUUUCUAUUUUGUUGGAGAAAGUUCAACCUGCAAAUCGCGCAUCUCUUUCUUGCUGCAAAGAUAAAUCUUCAAUAUUGACUAGUUCAAAUGAACAGAUUUGCAAUGAGAAAAAGUUGCUCAUUUCUGCAGGGAGGGCUCAGUACCAAAAUGUUAAAUGUGAUUCUCUCGAUAAUAAUUCUAUAUUAGACAGAGAAUCAUUUAGAGGACUAUUAGCUCCUUGUCCUUCCAAGAAGCGGAAAUCAAUAGGCACAAAGCCUAGUGUAUCGCUUCAUGAAAGUUUUAGUGAUUAUUCAUCUCGUAUGAGAAAUUCGGAGCCCAAUUCUUCAUCUUCUAAAUCUCAGGAAUGCGACAAGGGUAUUGAUUCUGCAGAAAGAAGUAUACAAAGUGCUCAGGUUGAUAAUGUGGAAGCCAGAGGAUCUGAAUUCCUGAUUCAGGUUGGAGAGAAACUUAGUAUUUCUGAGUAUAAAGAAUUCGUGAAUUCCAUGAAGGCACUUAAAUCGAAAGCAGUCAAGAUAAAUGAAGUUUUUAGAUCUAUUGUCGGAAUUUUUUCUGGGCCUGAGCGGUUCCCUCUUCUCGUAAGGUUCAAGGAUUUUAUCCCUGCUAAGUAUCAUGCUCUCUAUGACCAAUAUCUUGGAGCAAAUGACAAGACAACUAAGAGUCCUGGGUUUUUCACUUGCCAUAUGCAGAAAAAUGAACCACCAGAAAGAAGACAAACCUAAAGUUAUAGUAUUAUUUCUUGCCAUUUUCGAAAGCAUACAGCCACUUCAUUUGGGGAUGCUACGAACUAGCAAAUGGCAGUGUUAAUUGUACAGAUCUGUACUUGAAAUAGUAGCUGCACUAUUCGAAGGUGGCCAUGAAUUGAAUUGUAGCUCGGUUUCUGCAUGGAUAAGCUUUCCAAGUUGUAACUGAAUAUUGGUCCAAAAUAGGCGACAAAGACUUGAAUCUAUCUAAUAAUAUUAAUAAAUUUAUUAUCUACUGAUGAUAUUUACACACUAUAAAUUUUGUCUUUACGAGUAAAAACUAAAGUCUUGAAGUU
Molecule: messenger RNA, 3719 nt
Organism: Cannabis sativa
Lineage: Eukaryota; Viridiplantae; Streptophyta; Magnoliopsida; Rosales; Cannabaceae
Product: regulator of telomere elongation helicase 1 homolog
Exons: 25
Coding region: 193-3402 (1069 amino acids)
Biological process (GO): negative regulation of t-circle formation; regulation of double-strand break repair via homologous recombination; negative regulation of DNA recombination
Cellular component (GO): nucleus
Molecular function (GO): DNA helicase activity; DNA polymerase binding; ATP binding
Source: RefSeq, a predicted model, not a curated record